AUGGAUUGGAUCUAUCUCAUUCGUGUUAUAUUUGGUUUAUUUCUAAUGAAACAACUCAUCUCUCUUCUAUACAUCAUAUUCAUUUAUACAAUUGGAAAGAGAUUAUUCUCUAAAAGGAAAUUAUUAAAACAAGCUGGUGAAUGGGCAAUUGUCACUGGUGCAACAGAUGGAAUUGGUAAAGUAUAUGCAGAAGAAUUAGCUAAUGAUGGUUUGAAAAUUAUGUUGAUUAGUAGAAAUGAAGAGAAACUUUUGAAUGUUGCUAAUGAGAUUGAACGUAAUUAUCAUGUAGAGACAAGAAUAGUAACAGCUGAUUUUACAAAGACUGAUGUCUAUCAAAGAAUACAAGAAGCUAUAGAUCAAUUAUCAUCAAUUGCUUGUUUAGUCAAUAAUGUUGGUAUGGGUGUUCCUAAAUUAGACUAUUACGCAACAGCAGACUAUAUAACUAUAGAUUUUAUUAAAAACAUCGUUUUUUGUAAUACUUUACCUAUUGCUAUGAUGACCCAUUUAGUCUUACCAAAAAUGUUAAAACAAUCAACAACUGGUAUGGCUAUCAUUAAUAUUGGAUCACAUUCUGGUUAUAGACCAUUUCCAUUUUUAUCAUUAUAUUCAGCAACAAAAGCAUUUGUAAAUCAAUUAUCUCGAUCCAUUUCGAAUGAGAACUAUAAUCAUCGUAUUCAUAUUCAAACAGUUUGUCCAAUGUUUGUAUCUACAGCAAUGAAUGGUUAUUGUAAAAUGUCAUUAUUUGUCCCAAAUGCAAAAGACUAUGGGAAAUGUGCAUUAGAUAUGUUAGGUGUUGAACAAGAAACAUUUGGUUAUAUUGGUCAUGCAAUUAAAGAAUAUUUCACUAGUUUAUUACCAAAUUCAAUUUGGAGAUAUUAUAUGUUAUUUAUGAAAUCAUGGUUUGAUAAACAUAAAAAACAAUAA
Schistosoma curassoni is the source of this 924-nucleotide messenger RNA. Lineage: Eukaryota; Metazoa; Platyhelminthes; Trematoda; Strigeidida; Schistosomatidae. The record is from the annotation of a GenBank genome assembly.